This is a messenger RNA of Tilletiopsis washingtonensis, 5254 nucleotides long. RefSeq lists its product as hypothetical. Gene Ontology annotation, molecular function: histone H3K36 demethylase activity; histone H3K9 demethylase activity. The coding region runs from base 281 to 4972 and encodes 1563 amino acids. Lineage: Eukaryota; Fungi; Basidiomycota; Exobasidiomycetes; Entylomatales. Gene Ontology annotation, biological process: chromatin remodeling. The transcript has 3 exons. The record is from RefSeq and is a predicted model, not a curated record. Gene Ontology annotation, cellular component: nucleus.
GCCCGCCGCUGCUUCUCCUCGCCGCUCGAGCCGCACACGUCGCCGCCUGCUUCCCUUCUCCUCCAAACCCGCUCCGUUGCUCGUCGCGCCCUCUUGCCCCGCCUCUUCUUCCCGGCUCCGCAUCGCUGGUCGCCUCCAAACACACGGCGCACCCUUCACGAGCGCCUGCGCCGCCGCGCCACCGCUCCAGCCGCGCCGCCGUGCCUCUCGCAGCGGCCCCGCAGCCGUCACACGACGUCCGGCGAGCGCGCCGCCGCUCCUCCGCGCGCGCCUGCCCUCCAUGUCCUUCGCGCCGCCCGUCGCGCCGUCCGCCUUUGCCUUUGCGCAGGUCGCAGAGGCGAACGAGGCAGCGCAGCAGCCGGCUGCACCAGCUCCUGAGCCUGCUGCGCCGUCGGUCGUGCCGGCGGUCAAGGCCGAGGCAGUGUCGCAGCCGGCUGCGGUCGGCCCGAGCUCUUCGUCUCAGGCACCUCUCGAUGCCACCAUGAGUGAGCUCAAGCCGAGCGCUACCCUUGGCCGCUCGCCGAGCAAUGCCGCUACACCUGCGGCAAGCCCGGCGCGGCCCAAGCGUGCGGCCGGCAUCCUCGCCGCCGCGCAGCUGAGCAGCUCCUCGGCGAGUUCGUCGGGGUCGUCGGGCGCCGGCACUCGUGCUGCCGGCAGCAGCGCCACGCCGCUCUCCUCGCAGCCCGUCUCGCCGGCCACGUCGGCAUCGUCGCCGUGCCGCGAGCGCGAGACGCCCAUCGCGCCUGCGUACUUCUACCCGCGCGACGCUUCCUCCGCCACCGCCAGCGACAUGGACGGCGUGCCCGUCUUCGAGCCGACGAUGGCGCAGUUCAGUGACUUUGAGCGCUUCUGCGAGCGCAUCGAUGCGUGGGGCAUGCAGUGCGGCAUCGUCAAGAUCGUGCCGCCGCCCGAGUGGCGCGCUGCGCUGCCCUCGCUGCGCUCCUUCCCGCCGCCGCAGACGGGCGAGCGCGGCGAGGACCCGUCGACGCGCGGCAUUGCCUCGGUGCGUAUCCGCAACGCCAUCUCGCAGAAGUGGGAGUCGGCGGGCGGCGGCAGCGGCGCCUGGCUGCAGCAGAAUCACUUGCAUCCGAGCAAGGUGUGGAACGCCAAGAUGUGGGCCGAUGCCUGCGCGGCGCCCGGUGCUCGCGGCCCUGAGCUGCGCCGCAUGCAGGCCAACGCUGAGCGUGCCGACGGCAUCGACGGUGCCAAGCCGGACGGCAAGGACGAAGGCAUCAAGACUCGCAGCGGCCGCGGCCGCGACUCGAACGGCGCCGCGGGCCAUGCCUCAUCUCCCGCUGUCGCAGCCGCAGCGGCUCGCAGGCGCAAGCGUGUGAGCCUGGCCGUGGGCUCUCCGGCGGCGAGCCAAGGCGCAAAAGACUCGCCGGGUCCGUCGUCUCUCUCGCAGGAUGUCGCGCGACCCUCGACGCCGCAGCCGGCGCUCGAGGUUGACACAUCGGACAUGCCGGCGCUCGAGGCAUCGCCGCUGCCCAAGCUGGAGGGCGCGCCGGCUGCCACUCCGCCUGGGCGCACUCUGCGUCCUCGCUCGCUCUCUACCGCGCCGGGCAGUGCUAGCAAAGUGCCUCUCGCUGCGGAGCCUACGCCGCAUGCGUCGCAGACCAGCACCGCACCGCCGGUGCCUAAGGUCAAGGCGGCUGACCUCACUACGGCGGAGGAGUGGGCGGCGUUCGACCAUGAGAACGUCUGGCUGCGCGAGUUUGCGUCGGCCAAGGCUCCGGCGGCUGAGCCGCAGAAGACGGAGGAGGGCACCGCGCAGGAUGACCUGGUCGUGCCCUCAGCCGAGGACUUCAGGGACCCAAAGGUGUGCAGGGAGAUCGAGAAGGAGUACUGGCGCGGCCUCACGUUUGGCCAGCCGCCGAUGUACGGCGCCGAUCUCAAGGGCACGCUCUUCACCGACGAGACGACGUCGUGGAACGUCGGCAAGCUGCCGAACAUCCUCACGCGCCUGCGCCUGAAGCGCAAGCUGCCCGGCGUCACGACGCCGUACCUGUACUUUGGCAGCUGGCGCGCCACGUUCGCCUGGCACGUCGAGGACGUGGACCUCUACUCCAUCAACUACAUCCACUUUGGCGCGCCGAAGCAGUGGUACUCGAUCCGCCAGGCCGACCGCACGCGCUUCGAGCUCGCCAUGGCGUCGGCGUUCCCCGCCGACUCGCGGCGCUGCCGCCACUUCCUGCGGCACAAGUCGUACCUCGCCUCGCCGGCGUUCCUGGCGGCGCACAACAUCCAGCCGCUGCGCCUCGUGCACCACGCCGGCGAGUUCGUCAUCACGUACCCCUAUGGCUACCACUCGGGCUUCAACCUCGGCUUCAACUGCGCCGAGAGUGUCAACUUUGCGCUGCCCUCGUGGCUCGAGAUCGGCCGCCGCGCCGGCUGGUGCGAGUGCGAGCCGGAUUCGGUGCGCAUGGACAUCGACGCGAUCCUGCAGGAGAGCGAGGAGAUCGAGGAGGCCGAGCGCAAGAAGGAGGAGCACGAGCGACGCAAGGAGGAGCGUGCUGCUCUGCGCGCGGAGAAGGAUGCACAGCUGCCCGAUGACGAGGCAGCACGCAUGGCCAAGCUCGAGGCUCGUCGGCUGCGCGACAAGGCACGCCGCGACCGCCAGCGCGAGGAGAAGCUGCUUGCGCGUGAGGCAGGCCUCGCCACGCCGGAUGCGAGGGAGGCAGACGUGUCAUUGGACGCAGGCCAACAGGUAGCCGAUCAAGCUGCGCCUGCGCGUGGGCGUGCGUCGGAGGCUGCGGAAGCGCAGCAGGAGGACGAGCUCGAGCAGUCGGCCUCUGGCUCGUCGUCAGGCUCCGAGGACGAGCCCUUCUGCGCCUUCUGCGUGUCGAACAACCACGACGACCUCGUCGUCAUUCCCAGCGACUCGCCAGACGAGCCGGUGCGCCACGGCCACCGGCUCUGCUCGCUCUUCGUGCCCGAGACGUUCGUGCAGCCUGGCGAGGAGCGCGAGGACGGCGUCGACACUGUCAUUGGCUUCGAGAACAUCCCAAAGGCGCGCUGGCAGCUCAAAUGCACGCUCUGCCCGAAGCCGCAGUGGGCAAAGCAGGGCGCCAAGGUGCAGUGCACCUUCGGUACCUGUGCGCGCGCGGCGCACGUUGCAUGCGCGUUCGUCGAAGAGACCGGCUGGCUUCUCGAUGUGCUCCCGCUCGACGCGGCGGACGCCAUCGAAGGCCGCAAGAAGAAGGCCGGCGGCAAGGCGCGCUCGCGCAAGGCACCGGGCACUGCUGCAGCCGGCGCUUCCAGUGGUACAGAGGCGGCAUCCGCAUCUGAUGGCAAUGCGGCGGCAGAGGAGAACGAGGACGAGGACGUCGAGACGCGCAACGUCGUCCUCUGCACGCUCCACAAUCCCAAUCGAGCGAAGCCCAUCUCGCCGGAGGCGGCACGGCGCGAAGCUGUCCAGCGCGCUCUUGCACUCGCGCUGCGGCCGCAGGACCUCGCCACAAUUCACCUCGGCGGCGCACAGUGGUGCGCUCCGGUCGUGCGAGUCGUGCGCGAAGACGCGGCAGAGCCCGACGUUCCUGGCUCCAUCGUCAUCAUGGAGGCUGGCGCCGAGCGCUUCAUCAAGUGGGCCAAGCUCGUCUUCUCGCCCGAGCAGGUGCGCGCGGAGGAGGAAAAGUGGAACGCAGCGGAGGCUCGCCGUCGUGCGGAGCUCGGACUGCCCGAGGAGAAGCCGGCGAAGAAGCGCGUGCGCGACGAGGAUGAAGCGCAGACCGCUGCCGAGCGGCCGACGAGCGUGCGCAGGUCGCUGGCCAGCAGCAAGCCUGCUGUGCCGGCCGAGGGUGCAGGUGCCAGCACGGAUCUCGACGCAGACACUCCCGCCGGCGCGCGCAAGUCUCGCCGCAAGGCUGCGCCUCGCACGGCUGAGCCUCAGCCGCUCACGCAGCCAGCGAUGCAGCCACCAGCCGCACCCAGUGUCGAGAAGCUCCUCGCAGCGCCGGCGAAGAAGCGCGCAUCUGCGCCUGGCACGGCCAAGCCGAAGGCCAAGAAGGUCAAGGCGGAGCCUGUCAUGGCCAUUCCGUCGUCGAGCCCCCUGUCCUCGCCGGCUCCGGCGCCUCCGCAGGUGCAGCCCAUGUCCAUGCUGCCGCACGCGCAUCAAGCACAGCACGCGCAGGCGCCGCACAUGCCGUCGCCGCCUGUCCACCACGCCUCCGCUCAGCAUGCGCCGGCCUCAGCGCCCUUCUACGCGCACGAGCACGCCUACUUGCGCGAUCAGCACCACCACUCGUCGAACGGCGCAUACGGACGGGCCUACAACGAGCCGCCGCGCAGCGAGUACGUGCCUCACGACGCGGCAUCGUUGCGUGCGCGCUACCAGCAGCAUGCGCCGCCGCCGUCGACUGCUCACGCCUAUGGGCAGCAUGCGGGUGCGCCGCCUCUAGCGCAUGCUCACCAACAGCCGGCGCCGCAAUGGCGCGGCGCAUCCUCGCCUGAGAUGGGCUAUGCCUCGCCCGCCUACAGCAUGCGCAGUCCCUACGGAUCCGAGGCUCGCGCGCCGUCUGAGCACGCUGCACCUGCGCCUCCUCGCCUCAGCGGACCGCCGAUGCAGUCGAGCUGGAGCUCCAGCAACGGCAGCUCGCUGCCGCCGAUCUCGCGCUGGUCGCCGCGCAUGCCGUCUGCUGCGCCGCACGCCUACCUUCCUCCUCUGCCGCCGCAGGCCGGCGCCUACCAGUACCCGAUGCCGCCGACGCACCUUCCGCCGCUCCACGCGCACGCGCCCGGCCACGCGCACCCCGCCUACGGACCUCCCAUGUCGCAUGCGCCGCCUCACCAUGCCUACGCGCACGCCCUGCCGCCGCCGCAUGGCCACCGUCCCGACCUCCCGAGCGCCGAGGCCUGGCACGACCAGCACGCGCGCCCUGACCUCGGCCAUGCGCACCCGUAUGCGCGCCCGAGCGGCAUUUCGCCGCUGCAGCACCACGCACCGCUGCUGCCGUCCGUGCGUGGCGGCCCGUGAUGCCUCGAAUGACCCCAGUAUUCUCCUGCAUCUUCUCCUUCAUCUCUCCUAUUCAUCUGCCUCGUUCCUGCGCAAUCCUCGGCCGCCUGCGCGCCAUCAUAACACAUUCGCGCCCGGCCAUAUCCUCUACGACUCUCGCGCCGCUCCUCUAUCUAACCCGGACACCUACUCUGCCCUCCUAUUCGCUGCUUGUUGCGCCUUUCGUCGCCUCUUUGCGCCGCCUCAUCACCUCUUCUGUAUCUCCACCUGCGCUGCACCGACGUGAUAUAAUGAUGCAUUCGC